GAUGGAUCUCUUUGGAAUUUGAAAAUUUCCCUUCGCGCUCCAAAGCAAAUUCACGAACUCAAUCGUUUCCAUUUAACCAGACUGCUACUCCGCUUCUUCUUCAUCUUCUUCGACGACUACCCGCCAUCCAAUCCAUUGAAUCCACUCAUCUCCGUCCACUCCCCGAACAUGUCCUCAAAAUCCAGUCAUCUUCCUCUCUCCUCCAUCCCACACGAUGACGACGACGAUUUCCAGCUCCCUCUCACGCAAACACCCGCAACCCUCGCUCUCUCUUCAGUUCCAAAGAAAUCGUCGGCCAGAACACCUCUCGCUCCUUCCGGCAACUCUCACCGUCUCCCUAAGAAGCCCAGGAGAUCUACCAAUCCCGGGAAGGAGAACGCGGGCCUCGAGCCCGUGCCCAGGAAGGAAGGAAAGAAGUUCGAAAUUAGCGAGGAGCCGACUUGCAGCUUGGAUUUAAUACCGUCAAGCAUCGACUGUAGUGGCUACGGAGCUCAGGUUUCCGGGCAUUAUCAGGAGCAAACGGCUUACAAAGAGACUAUCUGUGAGAUUAGAAAUGUGGAAGAGAACGGAGGGUAUCUAUGCAACUCCAUAGAAGCUAGGUUAAUGCAGAAAUGGAACACGGAUUGCGGAGCGAGUAUAGCUGAAAGUGAGUUGGAUUCGGAUGUGGGGGCAGGGGAUUUAGGGGAUAGUAGUGAGCUCGAUGUAUUGAUUAGACUGUGCGGCGAUGAUGGUGACGAUGAUGGUGAAGAGGCUGGGCAGGAAGUUAGGUUUAAUGACGGGGUGCUAGAUGAGGAAGAAGAGGACUGCUGUAUCGAGUGCCCGCUUUGUGGGUCUGACAUUUCGGGCAUGAGCGAGGAAGCCAGGCUUGUUCACACUAAUGAUUGUCUUGACAAAGGGGAGAAUCAAAUGGAACAAGUUCUGUUUGAGAGAAGGGAAACAACCCAAUUCCAGCCUGAAGUGGUUGAUGGUCCUGGCCGUUCUCCACAGCAGGGUGUUGAUGUAUCUCCUGUGCGGCAAUGGCUACGAAGUUUGGGUUUAGAAAGAUAUGAAGAGCCUUUUGUGCGGGAAGAAAUCGACUGGGACAGCUUGAAGUGGCUUUCGGAGGAGGAUCUUAUAAGUAUAGGCGUUUCUGCACUUGGACCAAGGAAGAAAAUUAUGCAUGCUCUUACUGAGAUUAAGGAAGGUUUGGAUAGAGGUGAUAAGCAGGAGACUACAGAUGGUGUAGGUGAACAGAGGAACAACAAUGCUGAAGACAUUAAAGUGGGGACUUCAAAAGUCAAUCAUAUUGAAACCAAUAAAUCAAUUUCAAAUAAACUGAUCACAGACUAUUUUCUGGGGUCUGCUAAUACAAAGAGAAAAAGUUGUACUAGCUCUACUAAACUGCAAGGACAGGGAGAAGGCCAACCAGAUUGUGGUCCAAAACACUCGGGUAAAAAACAGAUCAGAAGAGGUCGGUUCAGAGAUAUCCCUUCAUGGUGUAGUGUACCUGGGACACCAUUUCGAGUGGAUGCCUUUAAGUAUCUUAGAGGUGAUUGUUCUCAUUGGUUUCUCACUCAUUUCCAUAUGGAUCAUUAUCAGGGAUUGACUAAAUCCUUUUGCCAUGGGAAGGUUUACUGCACUUUGAUAACUGCAAAGCUUGUAAACAUGAAGAUUGGUAUUCCUUGGGAGAGGUUAGAAGUCUUGCCUUUAAACCAGAAGAUCCAAAUAAAUGGUGUUGAUGUGACUUGCUUGGAUGCAAAUCACUGCCCUGGUUCAGUCAUUAUUCUCUUUCAACCUCCUAAUGGCAAGGUUCAGGCUGUCUUGCACACGGGAGAUUUUCGGUUUUGUGAUAAGAUGGCAAGCAUCGAUCUUUUACAAGCCUGCCGUAUCCAUACUCUGAUCCUUGAUACUACCUACUGUAACCCUCAGUAUGAUUUCCCUAAGCAGGAGGCGGUAAUACAAUUUGUUAUUGAGGCAAUUCAAGCAGAAACUUUCAACCCUAAAACUCUAUUUCUGAUUGGAAGUUACACAAUAGGAAAGGAAAGGCUGUUCUUGGAGGUAGCGCGAGUUUUGCGGAAGAAAGUUUACGUCACUGCUGCAAAGCUCCGGAUUCUCAAUUGCCUCGGCUUCUCCAAGGAAGAUAUGCAGUAUUUUACACCAAAUGAAAGGGAAAGCCAAAUUCACGUGGUGCCUAUGUGGACGCUUGCAAGCUUCAAAAGACUAAAGCAUGUAGCAAACCAAUAUGCGAAUCGAUUCAGCCUUAUAGUAGCUUUCUCGCCAACUGGUUGGUCGUUUGGUAAAGGAAAGAAGAAGUCUCCCGGGAGAAGAUGGCAGCAAGGAACAAUUAUCAGGUAUGAAGUUCCAUAUAGUGAGCACAGCAGUUACACAGAGCUCAGAGAGUUUGUGAAGGUUGUGUCCCCUGAAACGAUAAUCCCAAGUGUUAACAAUGGCGGACCAGAGGCUGCUGCUUCCAUGGUUUCUCUCCUCCGACCCUAAUUGGUUUGGUUGAUAUAUCUAUAGGCCAGCAAAGGAUUAUUCUAUAGCUUGAAGACAUCUGGAAGUUACUGCAAUGUAAUAUAUAACUCGGUUCUUGUCAUAUUGGAAAUCUCGUCCAAUUGCCAGGAAAAUGCCAAAGAAUCUUGGAUGAUUUGACAGAGACAACAUUGUUGAAAAUAUUACCACAAAACAAGACAGAGAGCCAAAAAAAACAGGAAAGAAGAAAAACCUUAACCUUUCUUAGCAUGUAUUUUCUUUUCUGCAGAACUGUAUGUAGGCUUCAAUGAUACUGUAUUACAACUUACAAGUAGGCAUUGUUUGUAGUGGUUCAAGCUGUGUGGCAAUACUGUAUGUAGGCUUCAAUGACCGUGCAUUCAAACUGAUCUAGCAUAAGUUGCUUGUCACUCCGAAUGACAGGUUAACAAGCUGAGUAAAAUUGAACACUACUGUGUUGGAUUUUGAUUUCUUU
Molecule: messenger RNA, 2944 nt
Organism: Linum tenue
Lineage: Eukaryota; Viridiplantae; Streptophyta; Magnoliopsida; Malpighiales; Linaceae
Source: the annotation of a GenBank genome assembly